Messenger RNA from Aureobasidium musti, 1056 nucleotides. NCBI's taxonomy places the organism in Eukaryota, Fungi, Ascomycota, Dothideomycetes, Dothideales, Saccotheciaceae. The record is from the annotation of a GenBank genome assembly.
AUGCCAGUUUCGUCGGUGGGCCAGGUUAUCUCAUGGUACAUUUGCACCAUCAUACCAUGCUUCUUCCUGUUCCUGCGUCUGUUCAGUAAAUGGCAGCGUUUCGGUCGACUCACCCUGGAUGAUUACUUCCUCAUCCUCGCGGCAUCAUGCCUCAUUGGUGAUUGUGCUAUUCAGCAGCAUAUCCAAGAAGAAUUCAUCGGUAUCAUGCAGAUGAUUGUUCCUGGUUCAGUCCUCUACGUCUCGUCCCUCUGGUCCAUCAAAGUCGCCCUCGUCCUCUUCUACAAGAAACUCGCCGCACCGGGCUCGAAGAUGCAGAUUGCAUACAACUUUGCCCUGGCUGGGUUGGCCGUCACUUUCACCACCAUUUUCUUCGACAUCUUGUUCCAAUGCUACCCAUAUGAUAAGAGAUGGUCUCACGACCCCAAAUAUCAAUGCAGUGCGAAAGCCUCGAGAAUCAACUACUGGAUCACUAUUCUUUUCAACAUAUUCUCCGAUGUCACAAUCAUUUGUCUUCCCAUUACUAUGGUCAUGAAGCUUCAGAUGAAGCUCAAGCAAAGACUGGCCGUUGCUUUCAUCUUCGCCUUGGGUGGAUUCGUCUUGAUCGCUAGCAUUGUCCGAGCCAUCUAUUCCUGGCAAAAUGAGACAAUGUUGACUUGCACCGUGUCUAUGGUCGAGAACGGCGUUGCGAUCAUCGGUGCCUGUCUCCCAGCGCUCCGUGCCUUCUUCCUUGGUCAACCCUCCACAAAAGGCAACAGCAGCUACGCAAAGCAAUACGAACUCUCCUCGAACCAACGAAGAAACAACCAAAGCCGCAACACCACAAACUUCUCAUCUUCCGCAAGUAGAGCAGGCAGAAGCCACUCGGUCGACUCGGACGAAGAGCUUGUGAGAAACAUGCAAGCCCAUGGUCAAGCACAGCCAUACGUUUCCGCCCAGUCGAGCCUGUCGGAUGACAAGAGUCAUGGCAUAAUGGUCGCUACAACGGUUGAUGUUGACCACAAGGAUCAGGACAGCGUGAGCUCAAUCCAUAAUCCCUUCGAAGCUAGUCGCGUCUAG